AUGCCCCUUUUCGAUCACCGAUCUGGACCGUCCUAUGGCACAAUCAAUCAGAUGGAGCAACAUAGUGAUGAUGAAGGGGAGCAACUUCUCCCGGAGCAGUAUGAAAGUGGAAGCUGCAGCAAUAAUAACAGUGACAUCGCGUCAAUAUCAGAGGACUCGGUGCAGGAGGGUGUACGAAAGAUCGAAGCGAUUAAUAUGACCUGGACUACCCGGUCACUGAUUAUAGCCUACAUCAGCAUUUUCCUCAUGUCGUUUUGUACUUCCUUAGAGGGUCAGACUGUCAUGUCGCUCCAAGCAUAUGCAACCAGCGCAUUCAGCAAGCAUUCUCUGAUUUCUACAGUUCUAGUCGUUCAAAAUGUGGUUAACGCUGUUAUCAAAACCCCCAUGGCGAAGGUUGCGGAUGUCUUCGGUCGCUUCGAAGCAUUCUGUCUUAGCAUACUCAUAUACGUUCUUGGGUACAUUCAGAUGGCCGCUUCAACCAAUGUUCAAACCUACGCAUCAGCCCAAAUUUUCUACUCCGCCGGCUCCACAGGCCUACAGAUACUCCAGCAGGUCUUCAUUGCCGACAGCAGCAGCUUACUCAACCGUGCCUUUCUAGCGCUUCUACCCGAGUUCCCCUUUUUGGUCACCGUCUGGAUCGGCCCGACCAUUGCAGAUGCGGUGCUAAAACACGCCUCAUGGCGUUGGGGAUAUGGAAUGUGGUCGAUUAUUCUGCCUGCCUCUUUCCUUCCCUUGGCCCUUUCGCUGAUGUUGAAUCAACGUAAAGCAAGGAGACUGAAUCUGAUCAAGUCGAAGUCUCCCAAACGCGGCGGCUUCCUUGCUGUAGUGCGCCGUACGUGGUACGACCUGGAUAUGUUCGGCUUGAUACUGUUGUCCGCGGCGGUCACACUGAUCUUGAUACCUCUGACCCUUGCGGCUAAUUCGAAAAAUGGCUGGAAAACCGGUAGCAUCGUCGCAAUGAUCGUCAUUGGUUUACUCUGCCUUGUUGCGUUACCUUUCUGGGAAGGCUCCAAAAGACUGGCCCCCAAGCCUCUUCUAUCUCUGCACCUGCUCAAACAACGAACCGCCCUCGCUGGCUGCACACUCGCAUUCUGGUAUUUUAUGGCCUUUUAUUUUUCGGUUCAGCCAUACUUUUACUCCUACCUCCAGGUUGUUCAAGGAUACGAUGUUUCUACCGCGGGACGGGUGACGCAGACAUUUGCAUUUACCUCCACCAUUGCUGCAUUUACCGUAUCGAUACUCAUCAAAUAUACUCGCCGUUACCGGGUGUUCGUCACAAUCGGCUGCGUGAUCUAUAUUCUCGGACUAUUACUGAUGAUGAUGACUCGCCAGGAGGGCAGCUCCCCAACACAGAUUUUAGCGACGCAGAUUGUGGUUGGCAUCGGUGGCGGGCUGCUCAAUGUUCCGGUGCAAUUGGGCGUUCAGGCAUCUGCCAGCCACCAAGAGGUCGCCGCCGCUACGGCAAUGUUCUUGACAUCCAUGGAGAUGGGAGGUGCCGUUGGCGCUGCAAUCUCCGGUGCUGUUUGGACGCACAAUAUUCCACGCAAGCUUUUGUUAUACCUCCCAGAAGGGAACAAAGGCGAUGCACAGGAGAUAUUCGGCAAGCUGACCAAGGCUCUCUCUUACCCACUUGGAUCACCUGUCCGGAUCGCUAUCAAUCGAGCGUAUCAGGAGACGAUGAAUAAGCUUCUGGUGUUGGCGCUCAUUGCCGUUGUGCCCCUGAUACCCCUCAGCUUGUUGAUGGAGAAUUACAAGCUGGAUAAGAUGAGCGAAAAUACUCAUCAUGAACCGGUCCCUACCGAGGAGGAUGAACCUCCACCGGAGGGACAUGUCAAAUGA
This is a messenger RNA of Aspergillus clavatus NRRL 1, 1839 nucleotides long. It is a transcript of the gene mirC, whose product is annotated as siderochrome-iron transporter MirC. Lineage: Eukaryota; Fungi; Ascomycota; Eurotiomycetes; Eurotiales; Aspergillaceae. Gene Ontology annotation, molecular function: siderophore-iron transmembrane transporter activity. Gene Ontology annotation, biological process: siderophore transmembrane transport. The transcript has 5 exons. Bases 1 to 1839 code for a protein of 612 amino acids. The record is from RefSeq and is a predicted model, not a curated record.